AUGUCAUUAAAUAUAUCAUUAUACACGGUUUCUGCUGUUCUAAUAUUAGAUAAUGAAGGUAGUAGAUUGUUUGCCAAAUAUUAUAAACCAACAUUACCUGAAGAUUCAAUCAAUAGUUCAAUAAAAUUUCCUCAUCAAUUUGAAACUCAACAACAACAAAUUAAAUUUGAAAAAAAUUUAUUUGAUAAAAUUUAUAAAGUCAAUCAAGAUAUAUUAUUAUAUGAUAAUCAUUUAAUUACUUAUAAACAAAUCAAUGAUGUUUUAAUUGUAUUGGUAUCUCCAUUAAAUGAAAAUGAAAGUUUGAUUUAUUCAACUAUGAAUAAUUUAUCUGAAGCUUUAACUAUUUUAUUAAAUAAUACAAUUGAUAAACAAACAAUUUUAGAAAAAUUCGAUAUGGUAAGUUUAGCAAUUGACGAAACUAUAGAUGAUGGUAUAAUAAUAGAAUAUGAUCCAGCUACUAUUGUUAGUAGAGUUACAAAUCCUCCUGUUGCUGGUUUAGAAGGUGUUAAUUUGAAAAAUAUUGAUAUUAGUGAAAAAGGUUUGUUCAAUGCUUUAUCUUUUGCUUCUAAAAAAUUGGGUGAAAGAUUACAACAAGGUUUAUAG
Messenger RNA from Candida tropicalis MYA-3404, 603 nucleotides. Its product is annotated as coatomer subunit zeta. NCBI's taxonomy places the organism in Eukaryota, Fungi, Ascomycota, Pichiomycetes, Serinales, Debaryomycetaceae. The record is from RefSeq and is a predicted model, not a curated record. Bases 1 to 603 code for a protein of 200 amino acids. Gene Ontology annotation, cellular component: COPI vesicle coat. The transcript has a single exon. Gene Ontology annotation, biological process: intra-Golgi vesicle-mediated transport; intracellular protein transport; retrograde vesicle-mediated transport, Golgi to endoplasmic reticulum.